Molecule: messenger RNA, 1052 nt
Organism: Callithrix jacchus (white-tufted-ear marmoset)
Lineage: Eukaryota; Metazoa; Chordata; Mammalia; Primates; Cebidae
Source: RefSeq, a predicted model, not a curated record
GAGAAUUCUAGAUAAAGAUAGAGAACCCUGGCUGGGACUUGUCCUGGCCUAGACCAGAACUCCAGUUCUGCAACCUCUGCCUUACCACCUGUCUCUCUCUCUCUUCUUGCCCACAGAGAAAACCCAAGAUCACUGCCUCCCGAAAACUCUUGCUGAAGAGCCUGAUGCUGGCCAAGGCCAAGGAAUGCUGGGAGCAGGAGCACGAGGAGCGUGAGGCUGAGAAGGUGCGCUACCUGGCAGAGCGCAUCCCCACGCUGCAGACCCGUGGCCUGUCCCUCAGUGCCCUGCAGGACUUGUGCCGGGAGCUGCACGCCAAGGUGGAGGUGGUGGAUGAGGAGCGAUACGACAUCGAGGCCAAAUGCCUCCAUAACACCAGGGAGAUUAAGGACCUGAAGCUGAAGGUGCUGGACCUCCGCGGGAAGUUCAAGCGCCCGCCCCUGCGUCGGGUCCGCGUCUCGGCUGACGCCAUGCUCCGGGCCCUGCUGGGCUCCAAGCACAAGGUGUCCAUGGAUCUGCGGGCCAACCUCAAGUCUGUGAAGAAGGAAGACACAGAGAAGGAGCGGCCUGUGGAGGUGGGUGACUGGAGGAAGAAUGUGGAGGCCAUGUCUGGGAUGGAAGGCCGGAAGAAGAUGUUUGAUGCUGCCAAGUCUCCAACCUCACAAUAGAGGCCAGCUUGCUGUGCUGCGCUCUGGGCUCCUGCUUCAUGCUUCUUCUCCAACCCAGCUCACUCACCUCUCUGCCCGUGUCCAGAGCAUCCUGCCCCACCCCCACUUCUUCCCUCCAGCCUGCAUGCCCUCCUCUGGAACUGGGAAUUCACAGAUACCCAAGAGGCAGGACAAACACGAGUGUCUGAAGACCUCACCCCAGCAGAGUGGGCUUCCAUCCACCCAUGAGGCACCUGGGGUUUCCUGGCCACCCCAUGGUGUCACAAGUGGAGGAAGAGGCGGGAGUGAGAGCAGCUUUCCUCCAGCCCCGUGCCACACCCCUUCUAUGACGUGUACAGUGUCCACAGGCAUCUCAGCCUCUUCAUUAAAAACCCAGUUUCCUGGUCA